GCUCGCGUCGCGCGGAAAGACGGCGCGGCCACGUGACCCUUCGGCGCCGCCGUGACGUCAGUGAAGCUCGUGCCGUGGGCGCGUGCUGGGUCGGCGGCUUCGCCAUGUGCUCGGCGGUGUGGGGCUGCCGCGUCACGGCGGGGGGCGACGAGGAGUACGACAGCGACGAUGCGGACUGCUGGGAUAUCGGUGUGGCGUGCCGGGGGACGCAGCAGCUGGAUCAGGUGCCGCCGGCAGACAAGAAAGAUGCGUUUCAGAAAGCUCUGACAAGUGGUGAUGUGUUGCUUAUUGAAAAACUCUUAAACUCAGGGAUAAACAUAGAAGCUAGCAUUCAGUUUGGAUGGACUCCCCUGAUGCAUGCUGCCAGUGUGGCUGAUGAUGCAGUAGUACGUCUUCUUCUGGACAGAGGUGCUAAUGCGUGUUUUGAAAUAGAUAAGUACACGGUGCUGAUGGCAGCCUGUGCUGCUGAUGCUUCAGAGAAAAAGAUCUUGAAGACCGUAGAACUACUUCUGUCAAGGAAUGUUGACCCUAACCUUGCUUGCAGGAAACAAAUGACUCCACUGAUGUAUGCAGCUAGAAAAGGCUGUCCUCACGUUGUUAGUCUUCUUGUUGCUCAUGGAUCACACAUAAAUGCUCAAGAUGAAAAUGGAUAUUCAGCAUUAAUAUGGGCAGCACACCAUGGACAUAAAAAUGUAGUCUUUAUGUUGCUUGAGCUUGGAGCUGACAAAAAUCUACAGACUAAGGAUAAGAAAACAGCAGCAGAGAUAGCAAAAAUCAAUGAACAUUCAGAGAUUUAUAGUUUACUCUCUUUGACUGUAAAUCACUUGCAAGGGAAAUACUGUGGGACAGUGAAGCAAGAGACUAUGUACAAAUUUCUGACAGCUGCCUCUGACCACAGUGUUAGUUCCUGUUCAACUUUAGAUGCCAUGGAAGUGUUUUUACAUGGUAUUGGUCUAGAACACAUAAUAGGAUUAUUGAAGGACAAAGAUGUAUACUUAUGGCAGCUUCUGACCAUGCAAAAAGAAGAGAUGAUACAGAUAGGUAUUACAAAUCCUGUAGAUCAACAGAAACUCCUAGAUGCCGUUAAUGAGCUGCAAGUGGAAGAAACAAGAUUUAGAGACCUUUCUGAAUUAGCAAAUCUGGAAGUCAGUGGAGAUGAAUGCCUCAAGUUUCUUCAGAAGAUAAAUAAAGAGUGUAGCAACCUGACUGUUCCUGUGCAGACCAUAAAUAAACACUUCCUCGAAAAUUCUCACAAGAUGGUACUGCGGUGGGCACCAACCGAAAGAUAUAUUGAAGUUUGCAGAGACUUGAUUUGCAAUGUUGAAAAGUUGGGAGAAGAAGUUAAGAGGCUGAACGAACUUGUGGCAAAGGAAGAAGAGCAGAGGAGUGACCUCAGCCUAGUGGUGUUUCCAGAAACAUCACUCACCUUGGAAAAAAGAUUGGUAAAAAUGGGAGCAGUAACGUUGCUUGGGUUUGGCUUUUUCAUUAUUAUAACUAAGUUAGCGGUAAAGAAAAGCUGACUCUUUCAGUGCUGUGAAUAACUUGUGCUCAGUGUAUGUAGCAGAGCUGAAUUCACAUGAAAAUUUGUGUAGUUUCAUCAUAUCUGUCACAUCUAUAUUUGGUUCUUAUAUUGAUCUAGCUGUAAAAUGAUUAAACAAAAUCUGUUCGCGUUAAUGUACCUUAGUGCUUUAGAUUCAAAGUUAUGUCUGGUAUAGACUAUAGGUACAAAAUCUUAUCAGAGCUGUGGGGUUUUUUUGUUUUGUUUUGUUUUUUGCCCUAAAGUUAUAGUUAUUACUUAGUGAUCACAAGUUUUUGUUUUAACUGUGGUUAUAACAACUGUCACCUGUUCAGCUGUUGUUCACAUAGGUAAACGUAAGCAAGCAAUGCUGUUGUUUAUUUUGGAUGUUUGUAAAUAAAUUGGCAAUGCAGGCGUGCUUUGCUUUGUUUCGUUUUUUAAACAUUAAGAGUCAUGUGAUUUUUAUGUUGAAGAAGUUCUUUUCUCAGGCAUAGAUUCUUAUCAAAAACUUUAUGGUGAGGUAUAUUUGUCACAGCCACAGGACUGCAGAUACCUUGUCUGAAAGUCAUUUCCCACUGAGCUGUGCUACUCACAUUAUGCCUGAGAUAUAUUUCCUCAGGUCUGCUUGUAUCAGUUUUAUCACUACAAAAGAUUGAAAGGAUACUAACAGGAUUUAUAGCAAUUGUUUGCUAUAAGAAUGCAGGCAACUUAGAAGGAAUAUUAGUGUUUCAUGAUCUGGACUUUCACUACGGUAGCUUCAUGUUAAUUUUCCUCUUAAGGUUUUCAUCAGUUGGAGGUGUUUGUAAUUCUGCAGCAAAACUUUAAUAUCUGUUUUUACAGCCAGUUUCCACACUGAGUGUGUUGCAAAAAGAAAAGACAAAGGGAAUUGGUUUAAGUCAUCUACAAAAACCACAUUUUUGUAGACUUCAGUGAAUGUCUGUAAAAGUGCUGCAUGUUUGUGAUGGGAUGUUCUUCAGUCAAAACAGAAGCAGUCUGAAAAACCAUCAUUAGACUCAGUGGGUGUGCCUUGCUUUAGCAUGCUCUGCUCCCAGAGAUGUGUGCAGUCAUCAUCUUGAAUGCUCCCUCUGGAGAAUAGUAAUGAGAAGGUAAAAACCCAGUGCUGCUCCAGGCAGUUACUGCUGUCACAGUUGUUUCCUGCUUUUGAUUUGAGAAAACUACCUUGGGUGUUAGUAUGUUUCCUUGCUAUUGUAAUUGUGGUACAUGUCAGAAGCUCGUUCACAUUGUCUUUGCAAGGUGUAGGUUGUGCAAGUGGAAUUAUUUCAGCCACUCACAUGGUGUGUGUGGUACAGCCCUUGGAGAGGAUUCUGAUUCUUAGCUGUGGUGCUCCUCACUUCUCCACUUCAGUGAAGAUUUGCAAGUAGCUGCCACUCCAGAGAUGCAUUUCCUGCCUCUGGUACAUUUUGCCAUCGGAGACAGUAAUGAAAAUGAUUUUUUUUUCAUGCAAGUCUGAAAAAAUUAUCCACUUGUAUGCAGGCCUUUGAAGCUGACCUUGCAGGAAGCUGCUCCAGAAAAGAGAUUUAUCAGCAUUUAACUGAAUUAUAAUAAUGUGAAUGGUGUUGUCAGUGUAAAUUUACCUGUGCUGGGGCUAGGGAGGGAGAGAAUAAUGCAUAAUAUUCAUUGAUAAAUGUUUUCUAGUUUGAGAGUUACAA
Lagopus muta (rock ptarmigan) is the source of this 3186-nucleotide messenger RNA. It is a transcript of the gene ASZ1, whose product is annotated as ankyrin repeat, SAM and basic leucine zipper domain containing 1. The transcript has 13 exons. Lineage: Eukaryota; Metazoa; Chordata; Aves; Galliformes; Phasianidae. Gene Ontology annotation, biological process: piRNA processing. Gene Ontology annotation, cellular component: pi-body. Gene Ontology annotation, molecular function: protein binding. Bases 105 to 1520 code for a protein of 471 amino acids. The record is from RefSeq and is a predicted model, not a curated record.